Molecule: messenger RNA, 2701 nt
Organism: Ylistrum balloti
Lineage: Eukaryota; Metazoa; Mollusca; Bivalvia; Pectinida; Pectinidae
Exons: 6
Coding region: 56-964 (302 amino acids)
Source: RefSeq, a predicted model, not a curated record
UUGUUUGAAAUUUUCGGGUUGUAUAUUUUGAAAAUUUUAAACUGAAAACCGAAAAAUGGUGCCUGUUUACGACGUGAUACGAGCUUUAGCUCUUUUGGUGGGGUUUGGAGUUAGUCUUGGAGACAGGAAGACUGCCAUGUUUGCAGAUAUGGUAUUCACCUCAUGGCUCGGCGUUGGAGCAAUCUUAUUUCCACAAUUUUUCAUGGGUCAGCAGGUGUUCAGCGACAAGACUAUCAAGGAUCCUAAUAACAUCCUCAUGUACCGUUUGUAUGGUGUACAUAUUUUGGCUCCUAUGGUAAUGUGGUACUCUUGCAGAAAAUCACGAGAUGAUAGUGUCAUUGGAGCAAUGCUGUGGUCCAGGACACUGGGGCUGUUCCCACUGUUGAUGGUAAUGUUGCAUGGACACUUUACCUACACCAAGACUUUCACUGACAGGAACAUGUGGUUCUUCAUUCUGUGUGUUGGCUGUAUCAUGGUGACCAAUAUUGUCCAGCUUGUGAGAACAAGACCUUCUGUUGGUAGACGAGAAAUGAAAGGUCCUGUCAGUGUUAUCUUACGACUUGACUUCCUGCUCCUUUUUAUCAUUGGGUUAGCGACAAUGGCUUUCCCAAAGGUGACAAUCGGGUCGUUUAUACACGAUCCCAAGAACUUUCAAGUCCACCAAGAGCGUGUGUCUGGUGCCAUUGCAUUCGGUCAUAUUUUUCUGGCCUGGUUUGCCCCAAGCUUUAGAGAAAAUGAGGACAGAAGGAGGUUUUUUUGCAUGCAGCUCACGAUAAUACUCCUCACCCUUGGAUGUGUGGCCUGUGCCUUCUAUGAUGGAUCAAUCAAUGCAGAGACGGUACGAUUGUUUCUGGGUUGCUGCUUAACCGGCAUUUUACCUGCUGCAGGACUGUACUACUUGGCAGAGGAUUCUUCUUCCUCCAUAACCUCUAAAACAUACUUCACAAGAUCAAAGGCAUCGUAAUAUGACUACAACAGUUCACAACAUGUAAAACAGGAUGUAUCUCAAGCUUCCUCUGUAUAUCCUCAAGUUGUUAAAGACCUUGUUUGGUAUUGAGUUUAAAGUAAAAUGUUUUUCUAGAGACAGAUGAUAUUCUGAUGAAUUUAUUGUUGUGUAUGAAAGUCUUGCCUUCACUUCAGAUAUAAAUCAUAUUAUGAUCUUCAAAAGUCAUUACUUAUUUUGAUAUAGGUAAUUUGCUUUAGAAAAAUAGAGGUUGAAGCCUGUUACAAGAUUUCUACGCAGUGGGGAGAAAAUAAUCAUUUUGCUAUUUUAAAUAGCAUUGAUAAGAAUAGGCAGCAUUCAAUGUACUACAAGUGCAAUUUUUAUACUUUUAAGUCAAGUGGAUGAGUUUUUGUAUAGAAAUGUGUAAAAGAGAAUUAAUGAAGGAAUGAACUGAAGGUGAAAUGCAGAUUAAAUGACACCUACUGUGUAUGGAUGUUACCAUUGUUUUAAGACUAGACUGUCAGGUACAAAUGUAAAAUAUAUUGACACAAGUAUAUAUUUUUCAAGUUACAAUGAUUUCAUUUUUUGAUACAAAUUUCUUUGCACAAAAAUCAUGUUUUAAAAGUAUGAUUGGUAAUUGUAUGUAAUUUGAUGUCAAGCUAUUUCUGAUUCAUCCAAGAUGUAAUGUCACUUUUGAAUGGUCAUGUUUCACUGGAGAGUAUUUGCAGAGGUAUAUCUAUGAUAUAUUGUCUGCUGCAAAUUGUUAAUAUGAUGAAUGACCUCAUGUCUUGGCCCAAAAGAUUAUUGAAUCUUAAAUGUUAUCAGUGUCACAAAUCCUGGAUAGAGUGACAAAGAAUGGAAAGUGGAUAGCUUUACUGUUUGAAAACAGAAGUGAUUACAAUAUUUAAAUAGCUUCAUAUUUAAUAUACCAUCAUGAAGUUUUUAAAACUGGCUUAUCCCUCAAAAUACUUAUGUUUGUAUUUUGGCAUUUUAUCACAUAUUUUUUCUUACCCGUGAAUGAGAUUUAUUUUACAAUCUGUUAGACAUUUUACUUUGUAAUAUUACCACACUCCGUGUACUUUAUGUGACAAGUGCUGCUACUAAUAUUGGCAAAAUAAUCGAAACAUUUAGCUUGAUGAUUUAUAAUAUCAAAUAUUUUUUAUGUACAUUUGUAGUUUCAUAUAAUAAUCCUUUGAAGUUUGAUUUUACUGCUGGUCAAAUAUAUUUCUUUGCUAUUGUGUAAUUUUUCUUUGUCCAUAAACAGUUUUAAACAUUAUUCCUACAGAAAGUCUAAUGACCAUGGAUGUUCAUGUGUCUGUGAUCUGUUUGCAGUUAUGAAUAAGGGCAGUGAUUUUUUCCUCUGCUUGAUUUUCACAACAACCUGUGUGUGGAAACUGAAUACAUGAAAAGGUAGUAACAUUCCUUUGUGAAAAUUGUGGAAAUACUCCUGUGUUUAUUUUAGUAAAGCAUGCUUAUUUGGCUAGGAAGUGUCUUUCCUGCAGUAUAAGGCAUAAGAAAUAAACCAAAAUUUUGAUGCAUCAGAAUUAUUGAUAUUGAGGUAACAUGUAUUUUCCUGUAAUACAUUUUUUUCAGUUAAAAAAGUACAUUGUCAUUGGCAGCAGAAUCAUUGUCCCUUAAUUAACCUCACUCUUUAUGUAUCAGGUAUAACAAUCGUUUUUGUGACAUUUAUGUUUAUUUGAGAGAGAUAACAUAUUUGUAUUUGAAGACUACCUGUUGCAAUAAAGGAGUUUUUUUUAA